Molecule: messenger RNA, 618 nt
Organism: Arctia plantaginis
Lineage: Eukaryota; Metazoa; Arthropoda; Insecta; Lepidoptera; Erebidae
Source: the annotation of a GenBank genome assembly
AUGUGCUAUUGUUUUCUAGAAGUGAGUCACGUGACUCGGCCGGCACGCCAAGCCACAGCCGUGGAUAACCUCGGCCAGAGCCCCCUCCCGGUAAAGAGGCUGCACGAAGCGCUUCAGAGUGCACAAGUGAAGCGGCAGCGGCUUUCCCCUCCGUAUCCUGCACCCACCGCGUCACUCCAUCCUAUUCAUCAGCUCGCCGUGCACCAGCACAUCAAAGUGCAGCAGAGUAUUGUGCAACAGAGCAUCGUGCAACAGCAUCAGUUGAAUCUAGCCCACCAGUCGUUGCAAAACCUGCAGGCGCAACAGAAUCUGCAAGCCCAGCAAAGUUUACAGGCAGCGCAGAGUCUUCAAGCAGCUCAAAGCCUGCAAGUAGCACAAAACUCUGCAGCUACGGGUGGCGCAGGCACGCAGCAGCCGGCAGGAGCGACACAAGGCGCGCUGGUGCCGCCGCAGCAGCCAUCGCCGCGGCCAGCUUCCCCUCAACACAAGAAUAUGGAGCUCGCGCUCUGCCAAAGCAUGGACUCCGUCAACACCGCAACCACUGAAGAAGAGCGCAAACUAGGAGGAGGCGACACGACAAGAGAAGUGGGCAGCGGUUGUGUUAGGCAAGACAAAUAG